Messenger RNA from Cylicocyclus nassatus, 10619 nucleotides. Lineage: Eukaryota; Metazoa; Nematoda; Chromadorea; Rhabditida; Strongylidae. The record is from the annotation of a GenBank genome assembly.
GAUCAGCCCGAACACCUAUGCAAUAGAGAUUUAUACUAGUCAAGCGGUUUUUAUUGAACGAAAUGCUGUUCACUGGAUCAACAGCGAAGCCGAAACGUGACGAGAAGAAGGAAAAGAAAUCUGAUCGAGACGAGAGGUACGACAUUCAAGAGGGAGUGUUCGUACGAUGGGGAAACUCCUUGUUAGCGAACGAACCGCUUACGAAUUUUCGCGAUCUGGCCGAUUUCAAGUACAUUAGUAUGAUUGUCCAUGUUGCCACUGGCAAUCCUAUGACCAUGAGUGGUAGCCGAUAUGAGGACAGCAUAGCCAUUCUCAACGCUAUAAACGACAACAAAAUCGCUCCGCAUGAGCUUGCUGAAUCGAAUCAGAAAGCUGUUAUGGCUACUUGGUGGGGUCUAGUGCAAGCUUUUUGGAAACGAUUUGGCCCGGAUCCAAUAUGCGAAGAAAAGCUUACUGAAGCCAUCAAACAAUGGUGUCUGGAAGUCACGAAAGACUAUGAUGCCGUUUCCGUUUCCGAUUUCACAUCGUCAUGGAGGGAUGGCUACGCUUUCAAUUGUUUGCUGCAUUCUUUCGACAAAAACCUGGUGGAUCUCGAGCUGGUUGCCGAAAGUACGGCAGCGGAACGGCUCGAGUACGCAUUUGCGACCGCUGAAAGAGAAUUCAAAGUGGCUCGAUUGCUGCAUGUUAAAGAUCUCCAAAGUGAACACUUGGACGCGCACUCCGUUGUGUGCUAUCUGAUGACACUCUAUCUAUCCUUAAUCGGCAAAAGUACCAUUGGAACAUUCCAGAAUGUUGAUCCAUCAACAGUUACUCCACCAGAUCAAUCCGCAUCUAGUCCGCAAUAUACAGAACCCGUUCCGUCGGCGAGUGAAGACACGAAAGCGGUUGGUGUAGCGGUAACUCCUGCCAUAGAAGCACAAGCUGUCGAACAAGCAACGCAAUAUGUUGUACGACAGGAGAGUAUCCCCGCGGAAGUUCCGCCGGUUCAACCUCAACAACCCCAAGCUGUUCAACCACAGCCACAGCCACAAGUGCAAGCACCACCUCAGCCACACCCACAGACCCUCCAGCCUCCAACGCAAUGCUCAACGAUCCCAUCCACUUCGUCAACAUUGGCUGCACCGGAUUCCGCUCCCAGAGCGAAGAAACCGCAUUUACAGACUAGUGCUGAACAUUCUACUGAAACUGAACAGGUGCGGUCCAGAAAGUCAUCUUCAUCUAGUCAGAAGUCGAGUAAAAGCAGAAGAGCACGCAAAGAGGAGAUGACGAGAGAGUUUGAGAAUUGUCUUGAGCAGGUCUUGACAUGGCUUUUGGAAGCAGAAGAAGAGCUGAGUCUCCUAGAAGAGGUAGACGAAAGCGACUUGAAAGUCGUUCGGAAACAAUUCAAAGACUUCGAGAAUUUUAUGUCGUCAUUAACGGAGAGUCAAGACACGGUCGGAAGGGUUUUACACAGGGGCCAACUCCUUUGUGGGAAAUCCGAAACCGAUGAGGAACGUCAAGCUAUCGAGGGUCAACUACGGGUUGUAAAUGGUCGCUGGGAAGAGCUUCGUGAACUGGCAAUGCAGCGACAGAAUGCUCUUCAACUUAUUCUGAAUCGGUUACAAAAUCAGCAACUGGCAAACAUUGAAAAAUGGCUAAGCGGAGUGGAAUUCGAGAUGACUUCGUGUGAGCCAUUGGCCGACAAUGAAGAAGCUGCACUUCGUCAGAUCGAAGCGCAUACGAAGUUGCAAGCAAAAAUUCAUGCGUUUCAAGAAACUAUCAAUGAUCUCAGCUCAUUUGUUGCUGUGGUAGACGAAGGCGAAUCUUCUGAUGAACGGAUUGGCGCGCUUGAACAACGUCUUCAGUUUAUUGGAGAACGUUGGCGAACGGUUUGUGAAUGGGCUGAAGUGAGAGCUUCGCAUCUUGAUGGACUUGCUGAGCUCUGCGCCCAUACGGCUGAGGUUUUCAGUAGGCUCUGUGAUUGGUUAAAGCAGAGGGAACAUGAGCUGCUUGGCCUAAAAUCCGCUCACCACCUUGAGGAUCCCGAGCAGAUUUCUGAGCAGGUUAAAAUGCUGCAAAACGCCGAAGCUGCGCUGGAAGCCGAGCACAGUUCUUUUGUAAGACUGUCACAGUUGAGCUGCGAGCUGGUCGCCCGACUGGAUAAAGGCAACGGAGCUGCUGCGAACGCUGUCCGACGACAGCUGGAUACCGUAACCCAACGAUGGGAUAAUCUAGUCGCGAGAAUCGAGGAGCAUAGCAGAAUGCUUGUACAAAGUGGCAAAGCAGACGUGCGACAAUUUGCGUCUCCUCUUCCUGCUGGUCCAUCGGCAAUCGAACAAAACAUCAAAGCGGAUCGCGUUGUGAAACCGAACGAGUUGUCAAUGAAAAUAACAUCGUUAGAGGACCAUGCGGCGGAUCCAGGCUCGGGAACAUCGGGUACCGACACGGAUGAAGCUGCUAAUCAGCUCGUGGAACGUUUUCUAAAACAUGUGGAUAAAAUGACAACUGAAAUGGAACCUCUGCAAGCGUGGACUACUACUUUUUCUGUGUCCAAAAAACCUGAACAGGUGCGAAGAAUGAUUAGUAUCUGUCAAGAAAAGCUCAUGGAAAUAAAAGACCAAGAGGCAAAGGUGAAUCGGCUGCAACUCGAACUUGAACACAUGCACUUGAGCGAUGACCUGACGGCUGCGCAAUUAAAACUAGCCAACGAUGCUUUCGAGAAGUUCGCCAAGGGCUGGGCUCGAAUCGUCACGAAAAUCAGCGAGGCGAUGAACGUGCUCACCGGCCAUGACGAAAGCGACGAAGAACAUGUGGUAGCGAAAGGAAUCGAGCAAUGGAUUGAGGGUUGCGAUAAAGUACUGACCGAGUUAGCACGAGCGACAAAAGACGAACGAGAAAAACGAUUAGCUAAGUUACAACAACAAUUGGAAACGCAGCAAACCAAUCUGAGCUUUAUUGAAAAGGAUCCGCUCAAGAGAGCAAUAUUGAAGAAAGGUCUGGAGAUCGUCAAAAAGCGAAUCGAUGGCCUUAGUGAGGAACCGUCCACCUCAAAACUUGAAAGCGACUUGAACGCUGAAUUGGAAGGAGAGUGGUGUACGGUUGGCGACGUAGCUGCUCUGGACAAAGAGGUGGAAAGAGCCGAAAAAGCCGUGGAAAAGGCUCGUAAUAGUAAUAUGGGAAGCGAAAUGGUUGAAAAAGCAGAAACGAGAAAAGCAGAAAUGAUGGAGCGGCGGCGAGCAACCUUGGCAGCGUUGCAAAAAAUGAAAUCGGCUGAGGAAGGAAUAAAAAGCAUAGCCGCAUCGGUAGAAGCGACGAGCAGCAGCGACAUUUCGCUGUCGGGUACGAUCGUCGAGCUGAAGCACGCACGUGCACGUCUUGCAUCCUACGAAAACCUCAAAAAAGAAGCCGAAAGAGCGGCCGAGAAGAUGCUGGCGCUCGAUGACAACGUGCCCCAAUCAAUCACACAAUCGACGCGCAAUCGCAUUCGGGAGCUGGGAGAUCGAUGGCGAGAGUUGGAAAACGCAAUUGAGGAUCACUUGAGUUGCGCCAGGAAAGAACAGAAACGAUCCGUGCAGAAGUCGAUCAGCAACGAGGAGCGACUCCUCGAAGAGCUCGAAAAGCGCCUGGCUGACAGCGAAAAAGCGUCUGACGCUGAGGAAUGCUGUGAAUAUUUGGAUAAUCUCGAAAAUCUCUUGGAAAAAGUUAACCAGUCAAUGGAUGUCGACGAAGAGAUCCUAUCCAUGGAAGAGUCCUAUGUUCGUGAUUCGCUGACGCGAUUGAACCAAUCACGGCAGCGAUUGGCGGAUGCGACGCGCGAGCGAAUUGCGGCGUUGUCGCGUGCCGUGGCCGACUGUGAACGCUUCGAGAAACAAAUGGCUGAUAUACAACAAUGGAGCGCAAAUGUCUCUACACUUCUGGAUUUGAGGAAAUCCAGCGAUGUUUCUGCGCUCGACGUUCCGGAUGAAUACAAGUCCGCAUAUGAGUCGGGAACCUUGGUGCAAGAAUUGUCUCGCGAAUUUGCAAAUUGGUCAACAGCUCUGGACGAGACGGCUGCGUGGCUAGAGGAGGGUGAACGAAAGGACAAUGAAAGAUUUCACGAUCAGUUCGCUCACGCAAAGAACACCUUUGCCGAUCUCAGCCAGAAAUUCGCUGACUUUAAACAUCCGAAAGCAUUUGAAGAAAAGCUGGAGAGGAUUGUACACAAACUUACGGAUAUUGAAAACACUUUAGACGACAUGACAGGAAUCGAAGCGAUCUUCUGCGCCGACGCCCUAACUGAGGCGAAAUCGGUAGUGAAAAAAUUGAUAACAAUUGAAGAAGAUCUACAAAGCCUAGAAAAAGGAAAAGAGCAGUUGAUACAGGAAGGAAUUUUCGACAAAGAAUCUGCAGCACCAUUCACAGAGAAGCUCCGUCAUAGCAAAAAGAAGACAAAGGAGUUGGGAGUGAGAGCAGAAGAUGCUGUAGAACGUCUGGAGGACUGCGUCGAAAUGUACGAGAAAAUACUGAAGGAAUCUGAGAAAGUGGAAGAAUUUUUGGACCAACUGGAAGAUCGCUUAGAGAAGUACGCAUCAGAAGAUAAGUCGAAUGACGAAGAGGUCGUGAACGAGCUGAUUAGCGAGUGGAAUCGUCACGAAUCUUCCAUGAAAAAUCUCGAAGAACUCGAACGUCUUCUUCGAGAAAAUGCCGUCAAAGUCAGCGAAGCUGUUUGUGCUGAUAAACGACGUAGAGCUGAUGCGCUAAAGAUACGAUUAGACGGAUGGAGUCGAACAGUGCAGGAAAUGGAUAACGACGAAGACACGCUGCUUAUGCAAGUUGAUGAACUCCAUACCUAUUUGGUAAAUGAGUUGGAUAAAGUCAAAGAUAAGAAACCUGAAGAGAUCGCGAGUGCGCUGCGAUUCCUGCGCGGCGAUCGCGAUCGGCUAUCGUCUCGCGCCAGGAAGCUCGCCGCGAUAAAUCCACGGGUCGCGAACGCGAAUCUCUGCGGAGAGGUCGCCGAUCGGUGGUCCCAACUGGAAUCGCAGCUUCAUGCUCCUGAAAAGCUAACGUCGGAUUUGGGAGGAGUGCAUCUGAAUCCUGACCUGCCGUUCCAUCAAAAGAUCGAUCUCCUAAAAGAGAGCUUUGACAAAGCUAGGGAUAGCCUGGACUUCGACAGAGCCCCAGUCUCGAAUGUGAAGCAGUGGGAACAGAGGAUCAAGGCGGUGGACGAUUUCCUGGCAGAUAGCCGUUCAGCUUUGGAAGAAGUUAUCGAUCAAGGGCGAAGUCUGGCAAAUAGUGGUCGAAUGGAACUUGACACUCAUAGAGCCAUCGAGAAACUUGAUGAUAUCGUUGACGUUGCUGAUCAGCUGGAAAUGGAAGUGGAAUCGCAAAAAUCGUUGGUGGACCCGCUUCUUGCUCAAGCCGAAGCGCUAGAACGAGAUGUGGAAGCGGCCGAGAAUGUUGUCGACGCUCUCAUAUCACGUAACCUCACGGAUCCUGCGAUCGCCAAGGCCACUCGGCAAGACUUAGCCGAUCGCGAUGCGCAGUUUGCUGCACUAUCGCAGCGUGCGGCUGCGAUCCAUGCUGAUCUGCCGGGAAAGUCGAGUGCGAGUCGCGACAGCACACUGUCAUCACUGGGAGACAAAUUGUCGAGACUGGAAUCAAUGCUGAUUCAAUUACGUGGAACUCCAUCUCGUUCGAUCGCCGAUGCAACACCAAUCAAAACGUCGCCAGAUCGAACAAGUGCAAGCAGUAUGGGCCCCUUGGCUAUGGAGGUGGGAAACGUCACAGAUGCUUACAUGACCGAAGAUGAAGGUAUGAGAGAUGAGGGAUCCGCUUCCCCGUCCAAGGAUGCACCAGCUUCACUUCCCAAGGAUAAAUCCCCAAGGAAAUCACCCUUACAAGGGGACACAGCCUUCACGCUCGGGAGUUCUAGCGAAAAUGGCUCUGCAUCGCCACCAAAAGCAAAAAUGCGCAAAGUGAUAGUACCUAAAGAAUCCCAGGAAAGGAAAUCCGCUAAAGCGCCGGUAAAGGAAGAGCCGAAAGAAGAAGUCACUGAGGUUACCAUCGGUGACGUCGACGAAGCUGAACCUACCGUAUCCGUGACCUUCACUCAGCCAAGUACGGUCAAAGUGGAUGUUGAAACUAACGGCCAUGAUGAUCACAGUGAAGACGCGUCGGCUGCUGAACUUCCGCCGUCGGGACCACUUCCUUCCCCAGAUGGGAAAGAAGAGAUGGAGAAGGUCUAUGCCAACCUUGACGCAAUAGAAGAAGCUAUAGCAUCGGACGAACAGUAUCCGAUGGAAGGAAUUGACACUAUGGAGGAGCGUUAUAAGAAAAUGGCAAACGAGCUCGAAGACGCCUUAAGAAAAGUUGACGAGCAUCAGAUGACGAUGGAUGUGCUGCAUGUGUCGCACACUCAAGAAAGGGUCCAGGCCUUGCAGAAGGACCUUGCAGAAAGGAAAGAAAGGGCCAUCGAAGAAAGAAAAGAAUGGCAAACUUUGCAGCAUGUCCUUUUCGAAGCUGAAAAAGGUGUAGCCAUGGGUGACAAUGCCAUGGAUCGUUUCACAGGACGUCAAACAAGUCCCCCACUUCAAGAAUUGGAAGAGCGCCAAAACGCUGUUGAAGAGCUCCUUCCUCGAACCGAAGCACUAGUCUGCGAUGCUGUGCGACGGCUGAGCACGAUUCUGCCGCGAUUGAGGGAGAAUAGUGAGCGGGCACGAGCGAUUCGGAAUCGCGUACGUGAUGUUGAGAUGCGAUUCCGAGAUUUGGUGCGAGCUGCUAGGGAAGCUCGAGUUCGUUUGGAUGCUAGGGCAGUGGAUCAGGGGCAGCUGAAGCAAGGACUGGAAAAUCUCCAAUUUUGGUGCGAUGAAACAGCCACAGAAUUAGAAGUCGAUUUCAAUCCAUUUGAUGCCAAAGCUAUUGAUGAAGCAGUGCGGUUGGCAACGAUAAAGAACGCACAAAUUCCAGAAAAGAAAGCGGCGCUGAUCGCGCUCGAAGCUGCAAAGGAGCGAUUGAUCGCAAUGGCAAGCGUCGAUAAUGCGGAAAAGCACGAAGUUCGUCGUGGUGUCAGCGAAGUAGCGAAAAGAAUCGCAGAUAUCCGCAGCGAUUUGGUGGAUCGCCUACAAGCCCUCAACAAACAGAAGCGCGAUUGUGAGUCGUUCUGGCGGCUCGUGGACGAUAUCGCGAAGCGCGGCAGCGAUCUGCGACGGCGAUGUCAGGCGAUUAACGAUGCUGUGAUAUUCACACCAUCGCCCGAUCACGUUCUUGCGUGCCAUACGGACGCUCGAAAUCUCAAGGAGGAUGUCGCGAUGAUUAAGGAACGAGUUCGAGAGGCUAAUGCGGAACAUCCGAAACUCGCUGGGAAGAAUGAAAAGAAACUGAUUACUGUGAUUACAACGUGCAAUAAUGCUAUCAGUGAAGCGUCAUCACUGCCCGAACCACAACAACCGUCGACGGAUGAUUCAAUGCGUGAUUCUUCUCAUUCGCAAAGUACUGUGGUGGAUGCUACCCGAGGAGAACUGAAAGCACCAUCGUCGUCGAACACUACAGCGGAAAUGAUCGAUGAUGACGGCGAGCUCACAGAUGAGGACACCGUCGAACCUGAGUAUCAGGGUCGGUUGGAGUCGACCGCGAGCUCGACGAAAGACGACGAUAAACGUGAUCCAAGGAUGCCGCCGCACAUGAACGCUCGCGACACGGCGAAUUGGCAGUCACUGACGCAAUUGCGGCACUGGCUCAAUGAACUGGAACGCGAUGCCAGUCUUACUGUCGAUCUAGUGAAUACUGCAGCUAUAAAGGAAAUGAACAACACAGUACAGGGCAUCAUGGAUCACAUACGAAUGAAAAUAAUGGAUGUGGUUGGUAUACAAGAUGCUAGCGCAGCUUCACUGGUCAAACUGAAAGCAAGAGAACUGGUCGAAGACAUGGAUCGCGUAGCAAAACAAUGCGAUCGUCGACGCACAACAUUGACGCAAAUGGCAGAACAGAGCAGGGCUUGGAAUAAUGCUCACGAUGCUGUUGAGAUAUGGAUGCAAGAUGCGGAUUCUAUAAUUGGACAUAAACGAACUGAAGAGUCCAGCGAUGCCGUUAUGCGCGAAGAACUGACAGCCAUUGAAAACCUUAUCAAUGAGUUAGAACAGAAGAAGGAAGCGAUCAAAGACGUGAACGCAAAGGGUAACGCUAUGCUCGACACCUACAAACGGGAUGAAGCGCACAAUCUCAGCCAUGAGCUCAGCAAGCUGAACAUGCGCUGGAGCAAGUUUAAUGACAACCUCCGAAUCCGUCGCGCUGUACUUGAAGCGACCCUUCGCUCACGGACCGACUUUUCCACCGCAUUUACCGAGUUCGAGGAAUGGUUGGGUAAAAUCGCAGCAAGCCUUGGUGAACUCGAAACUCUCACCGAUAACACACAAUCACUCAAAGAUACGGCAAAGCGGCGUGAAUGGAUACAAAAACAGAAAGAACUUGAAACAGAACUGGAUGCGCAUGAAUCUGUGUUGAGAAGUGUAGAGGAAAUGGGAAGAAAGCUUGGUGCCGGACUGGAAUCUGGAAAAGAACGAGCAGAGAUUCAGAAUCGUCUGGAGGCUGUGUCACAGCGAUGGAAAGACGUCAGGAGUACUGAGGCGUCUGUCAGGAAACGACUAGCAGAAGCUGAGCAAGAAUGGGAGAGGCUCACUAACACGUUGUCCUCUCUUAUCGGUUGGAUUGAAGACAAAAGCAAAGAGAUGCUUGCUCAGCAGCCCGUUGGAGGCAGCCUAUCCACGGUCAUGGCUCAAGGUGCUUGGAUGAAAAAUACGGAAAAAGAGAUGGAAGUGAAGAGUAUCCAAGUCCGUGAUGCCAUUACCAACGCGCAUUCAUUCCUCAUGCAACAUGACCUUCGCCCAAAAAUGCACAAAACCGGUGUGUUGGCUGAGGAUGACGAUGCUGAAGCGGUAGAUGCUGAGCAACGUCGUUGUGGUCUACAGAUUCACGCUGAUUGUGAAAAGCUCAAGGAGAAAUGGGCAGAGCUUAACACACAGUUUACCGACUGGGAUAACGCAGUUCAUGCAGCUGCUGUUCGUUUGCAAGAACUUGAGAGAGCUUUGGCUGAAUGCCAACUCCAUCUUAGCUCCGUCGAAUCAGAAGUGGAACAUCUUCACCCCGUAGAACGCCUUCGCUUGGAAGAACUGAAGGAUGCUCGACGGCAAUGCGAACUGCUAGCCACUCGGGUGAAUGACCUCAGAAUCCAUGUGGAUGAUGCUAACGAUGCUUGUGGACGAGUUCUCGCCGCUGAUACUCCAUUAGAUCAACAUCCGCGAAAUCAGCUCGACUCGGUUAAUCAGCGAUUCGUCGCAUUAAAAACAGCACUGCGUGUAAGAAGUGCCGCGCUACGCAAUGCACUUACGGAUUUCGGACCUUCGUCGGAGCACUUCUUGAAUCAAAGUGUGGUUCUGCCUUGGCAGCGUGCUAUCUCCAAAACUAAUCAGCUACCGUACUACAUCGACCACACAACGGAGAAAACACAGUGGGAACACCCCGUUUGGGUCGAGAUGUCCAAGGAACUAUCACAAUUCAAUCGCGUAAAAUUCAUCGCCUAUCGUACAGCGAUGAAAUUGAGGGCACUACAAAAACGUCUUUGCCUUGAUCUUGUCGACAUUCCUAUGCUUGAAAAGUGCUUUUCCCGUCUGGCCGGACUCUCCAAUGAGGAAUCUCCAGGCUUGGAAGGUAUGGUGAGCAGCUUGCUCCCGCUCUUUGAGCAGCUCCACCAGAAACAUCCGCAGAUGGUUCGAAGUGUAGCGCUUGCCGUUGAUCUCUGCAUUAAUUUUCUUCUUAACCUCUUCGACCCAUCGCGAGAUGGACUGCUACGCGUUUUGUCCUUCAAAAUCGCACUUGUUGUUUUUUCGAAUGCUCCGUUAGAGGACAAGUACAGAUUUCUCUUUAACUUGGUGGCUCAAGAUGGACAAGCCGACCAAAAGCAUGUUGCUUUGCUGCUUUACGAUCUCAUUCAGAUCCCCAAACUAGUCGGUGAAGCAGCCGCUUUUGGUGGCUCAAACGUCGAGCCAUCGGUCCGAUCGUGCUUCGAGACCGUGCGUCUAUCCUCGUCCAUUUCUAUAGCCCCCUUCCUCGAAUGGCUCAAACAAGAACCACAAAGUGUUGUUUGGUUGCCGGUGAUGCAUCGCUUGGCCACGGCUGAGUUCGCGAAACAUCAGGCAAAGUGCAAUGUGUGCAAAAUGUUCCCGAUUGUUGGACUGCGAUAUCGCUGUCUGCGCUGUUUCAAUUUGGAUCUCUGCCAGAAUUGUUUCUUCAGUCAAAGGACUGCAAAGAAACAUAAGUUGAAGCAUCCAAUGCAGGAGUAUGCCGUCCCUACCACCUCUUCUGAAGACGCACGCGAUUUUGCUCGAAUGGUCAAGAACAAGUUCUCCAGAAGCAAAAGUAGUCUUGGCUACUUGCCAGUAGAUGUCGGCGAUGAAGGCAGACCGCUAGCCGCGCCACCUGCUGCAGCCAGAAAUCCAGCCACCGAAGCGCUGCACCAGCGAUCGGCUGCGAUAUCGCAUCGCUUGGCUCAGCUGACGGCAUCGCAACCAGCUGAACCUCGAGAUGAACGGAUCGCGGAUAUACAGAGCCCUGCCCAGCUUAUAAGCCAGGUAACGCCACAUUUUUUCAAAAGCCUGGAAUUAUUUUAA